GACUCCUAUUCAGAAGAACAUGAUCUUAUCUACUUCUACAUUCUUAAUUACUUCAAAACUUUCGUUAGGUGUGUUUCAUUUGUGGUGGAUCCUUCCUGCCAAUUAUCAUCUAGGACCCCGGCACAUAGAUGGGGUUGGCGUUGGGGUCUUUUUAUCCCUUUGGAUACUUUUCAUUUGCCUUCUAAAAGGUAGAUUUGAUGGUUAUGGUGAAUCUCUGACUGCAGAAAGCUCUGCCUGCAACUACGCCAUGGAAUGAUUCUAUUGCGGAUUUGUACUUCUCAGUUUUAAAGAGAAGACUGGUUUUUGAGCAGCAAAGUGGGGAGGAAAAGGAAACAUAAAAGAUAAUGGAAAUUCAAGAAGGGGAAGAAUCGCAAAGCUCUUUGCCUCCAUCUUUUCUAGUUGUUGCGGUGGCAGUUAAUGGAAGCAAGAAUAGCAAAUAUGCAGUUAGGUGGGCUCUUGAGAAGUUCGUUCCUGAAGGGCGGAUUUUUUUCAGGCUCUUGCAUGUUCGUCCUCCAAUCAAGAUGGUUCCGACACCAAUGGGAAACUAUAUUCCUAUUUCAAAUGUACGAGAAGAUGUUGCCUCUGCAUAUAAAAAGGAAAUAGAGUGGCGAACAAAUUCAAUGCUUCUCCUGUACAAACAAAUGUGUGCUCAACGAAGGGUAGAAGCAGAAUCUGUUGUAAUUGAGUCAGAUGAUGUAGCUGAAGCAAUAUCUGGAGAGAUUGAUAAAUUUUCAAUAAGCAAGCUUGUCAUAGGUGCUUCCCCCCGGAAUCUGUUUAGUAGGAAAAUUGGAAGCCAUAAAAUGUCUUCGAGAAUCUCAUCAUGCAUCCCAAGCUUUUGUACGGUGUAUGUUGUGUCGAAAGGAAAAUUAUUAUCUGUGCGUGCAUCAACGACAGUGGUGGAUGAUUUGACAAGUAAAGAAAACAUUUCAAGUACUUCUCGAAGCUUCUCAAGCCUGUCUUCCAGUGCAAGAUCAGAAUGGUCUGACACAGAUAUAACAACUCCUUCUCUUCAUCAUGUGUCUCUGCCAAUUCAGCGUAACCAAGCUCUUGCAAAUAUAAAUAACAAUUUUGUCAAUAUGAGGGGUAGCCCUUCUGACACCCUUCACACCAGAAGUAUAUCUUUAUGCACUGAUGAUGAUUUCAUUAGCUCCAGUUCCAUCGUGACACAAACACGAUGUGAUAAUAGCAUGGUUUCUAGUUACAGAAGCUUCCAGACAGAAAAUCAGUUGCACUGUCCUGAUCAAGCAUCAACGUCUGAAGUGAGAACUGAUUCUUCAGCCUCCGGACACCAGGUUGAUGUUAGUUUUGAGCUUGAAAGGCUGAGAGUUGAACUUAGGCAUUUCCAGAAGCUUUGUGAGGUUGCUCAGAUUGAAUCAAUUGAUGCUUCUCAGCAAUUACAUGAAUUAACUGCAAGACGGAUGGAGGAAGAGAUUAAACUUAAAGAGAUAGUAUUAAGAGAACACAUGGUCAGGGAAUCGGCAAGACAAGAAAGGGAAAAACGUGAAACAGCAGAAAGAGAGGCAAAAUUUAUUAUGCAAUGUGCUGAGAGGGAAGUGUUGCAUAGAAAAGAUUCGGAGAAUAAUGCUGCUCGUGAAGCCAACGAGAAGGAACGGCUAGAGAAGGCCCUUGCAUGUAAUGACGAACCAUACAAGAAGUACACAUGGGAAGAAAUAGAAUCUGCUACAUCAUCAUUCUCUGAUUCACUUACAAUUGGGAAGGGAGCUAAUGGUAUAGUUUAUAAGGGUAGCUUCCAUCAUACAAUUGCAGCAGUGAAAGUUCUCCACUCCAAUGAGGGUCAUGGAACCAAGCAAUUCAAACAAGAGCUUGAGAUUCUAGGUAAAAUUCAUCAUCCGCAUUUGCUGCUGCUUCUUGGUGCCUGCCCUGAGCGCGGUUGCCUGGUCUAUGAAUACAUGGAAAAUGGAAGCCUAGAUGACAGGUUGCAAUGCAAAGAUAAUACAGCCCCUCUUCCAUGGUUCUACCGAUAUAGAAUAGCUUGGGAAGUUGCCUCAGCUUUAGCUUUCCUUCACAAUUCAAGGCCAGAACCUAUUAUUCAUCGGGAUCUUAAACCAGCAAACAUUUUGCUUGAUCAUAACUUUGUGAGCAAGAUUGGUGAUGUUGGUCUCUCAACAUUGCUUCCUGCAGUGAAUCUUCCGAUGUCUACAAUGAUUAAGGACACCACUCCUGUUGGAACAUUUUUCUACAUAGACCCCGAGUAUCAAAGGACAGGUUUGGUCUCCCCAAAAUCAGAUGUCUAUGCUCUAGGGAUCGUAAUUUUGCAGCUGCUGACGGCAAAACCACCUAUGGGACUGACCCUCAUUGUGGAAAGAGCAUUAGAAGAAGGAAACUUGACAGAGAUUUUGGACCCUGGGGCUGGGGAAUGGCCUUUAGAGGAGACUCAGGAGUUGGCACUUCUUGGUAUAGGCUGUGCUGAACUGAGACGCAGGGACAGACCUGACUUGAAGGAACAAGUUCUUCCUUUGCUAGAGAAAUUGAAAGUGUGUGCAGACAAGGCCCAUGAUUGCGCAUCGCAUACCCCAUCUGCACCUCCUAACCAUUUCAUUUGUCCAAUUCUUCAGGAGGUGAUGAAUGAUCCUUGCGUUGCAUCUGAUGGGUACACGUACGAUCGUAAAGCAAUUGAGAUAUGGGUUGGCAUGAAUGACAAGUCUCCGAUGACAAAUUUACUUUUGCCUAACAAGAACCUUAUACCCAAUUAUUCCCUUCGCUCUGCAAUUAUGGACUGGAAAUCUAGGUCUCAAUGAUCCAACAUGAGAUCCAUCUACUCCUUUUUGUAAAAUUAAGCCGAUUAUCUCAUCUUUCAUUGAAAUGCUUGCAUUUUUGCAUCUUCAAUGAUUUAAGCCUACCUUAGCACAGGACAUGUGACAUCCCAUCUUUUAUGUUGCAUUGGCACGGUCUGUACAGCUGAAAGAAAGUGUCAACAUUGGGGAUACAAUAAUACAGGUUAAAGAAAUGGAAAGGGACAGUGACAUGAACAUUGAGAUAUUUAGUUACAUGGAUUAUUGCAGUGAGAGUUACCUUGUACCGUCCCGUAAGCUACUUGCUUAGGGUCUUAUAGAUUACUGAAAGCAUGGAAAAAUAGUAUGUAUUUGGGACGGAUUUUUGUUGAUAAUAUUGAAGAUACCUUAUGUUUCUGAUAUGUACAGUUAAAGAUAUAUUUUCUAUUGUGGUUAUA
This is a messenger RNA of Elaeis guineensis (African oil palm), 3190 nucleotides long. RefSeq names its product U-box domain-containing protein 52. NCBI's taxonomy places the organism in Eukaryota, Viridiplantae, Streptophyta, Magnoliopsida, Arecales, Arecaceae. Gene Ontology annotation, molecular function: ubiquitin-protein transferase activity; ATP binding; protein kinase activity. Gene Ontology annotation, biological process: protein ubiquitination; protein phosphorylation. The record is from RefSeq and is a predicted model, not a curated record.